Monodelphis domestica (gray short-tailed opossum) is the source of this 2077-nucleotide messenger RNA. The record is from RefSeq and is a predicted model, not a curated record. NCBI's taxonomy places the organism in Eukaryota, Metazoa, Chordata, Mammalia, Didelphimorphia, Didelphidae.
AUGGCUGGAGCUGCUGCCGGGACCGGGGCUGCUGCCGGAGCCACGUGCCGAAGGGGAGAGAGAGAGGAAAGGGGAGCGCGUGCACGCGCGCCCACUACGGAAACUCGCGGGCAAUCUCAGGCCGCUGCUGCUGCUCCGCCGAGGGGCCGCUCCCUGCGCUGCCGCUGCAGCCACCCGCGCGCCCCUAAUCAGAGGCCCCAGCCCACCCCGUGCCUGCAGCACCGCCGCCGCCGCGCUGGCACCAUUGCAGCUUCGUUCUGCGCCGCUGCCACGCGGCCGGCCGAACCUCCCCCCCCUUUUUGUUUUUUAAUCUCUUUGGGAUACAAAUUUAGUAACGGUAUUCUGGGUCAAAGGGCAGACACCGUUUUAGAGCCCUUUGAGCCAACCUCGGUUGUUCCCAACGUCUCACGCGUGGAAAGGGUCCUCGGAGAGAGCGUGGCGAUUGUGUCUGACAGGGAAGAAUGGGAGAGAGUUGAGUCUUUUCUCUGGGAGGAGUUGGAACAAUGGCCAGUCCUUGGAAUUGACUGUGAACGGGUACAUGUGAAAGGCAAAGCAAGACCUGUUUCACUCCUACAAACGGCUUCCCCUACUGGUUAUCGCAUUUUCAUUAGUCUGCCUAAGCUGAUCUCUGGUGAAGCAGGUUUUCCCCAAGCCCUGGUGGAUCUUUUAGAAGACAGCAGAACCUUAAAGGCUGGGGUUGGCUGUUGGGAAGAUGCCAGCAAGUCACUUCGGGAAUAUGAUCUCACGCUGAGAGGAUGUCUGGACCUCCGAAAUCUGGCCAUGAGACAGAGGAGAGAUUUGCUUCCAAAUGGGCUUAGCCUGAAGUUCCUUGCUGAAACCGUACGCAGCUUUCCUCUGGACAGAUCGCCUCUUCUUCGUUCCAGCAAUUGGGAUGCUGAAGAUCUCACUAAGGAACAGGUUGCUUAUGCUGCUAGAGAUGCUCAGAUUUCGGUGGCUCUCUUUCUUCGUCUUCUGCAAUAUCCUUUAUCCAUGAAUUCAACCCAGAAUGGACAUAAUGAAACCACUUGGGAAAAAAUAUUGAUGAAGUGCCAGGAUCUUGUAGAUCUUCCUUUCCAUGGUAAAGGGAACAGCAGCAACAUGAGAGAAGAAAAUUCCGGAAAAAUGGAGGGCUCCCAGAAAACAAGAAACCUGGAAUCUAGACCUGGCAUGAUGUCUUCAGGUGAUCAGCAAGGCAGGGACCGAAAACAGAAAUCGAAGCCCCUCGGCAAGGGCCAUUCUGCUCGGAAAUCUCCACUCUAUGAUAACUGCUUCUUACGUGCUCCUGGUGGACAGCCUCUAUGCACGUGGGAUAGAAGGAAAGCUCAGUGGUAAGACAAAGGCACUGGAGAACUAGUGGGUGAAGAUCCUCUUGUGGUCAAGCUGCAGUCGGAGCCAUCUGGACGGCCGGAAUCCCCAAAGGAUUAUUAUCUGAUGAUCAAAGACAACCUCUGUGUAGUGUGUGGCAAGAGAGAACCCUACGUCGGGAAGAAUGUAGUACCGGAGACACUCCCCAUUGAGAUGAAAGACCAAAACUCCCAGGAUGGGUGGCUCCUUUGUACCUCCUGCCAUGCCAUUUCGAAUGACCAUAACAGCAGCUUGAAGCAACCUGCUGAAGAACGGGAAGCCCCUAUUGGCUCCGAGGAGGGACUCCACUUGCUGGAAGGUCCCAUCCAUCGUCAAGAGCGCUCUAGGGCUAGGGCCCUGCUCAGUGCUAAGUCCUUGCCUGCUUCCCGAAAAGAAGAACUCCUACAGGCAAUCAAGGCAUUUGUUAACACAGACCAGAUGCUUCCGGAAGCAGCAAAUUUGGAAGCAAGAGUUAACAAUGAGAGCUAUAUUCCCCGUGGAUUGAAGGUGGGACAGUACUAUGCAAAAGGGGGACUGCGCUCCCUCGUGAAGCUGGAAGAGUCUUGGCGCCAACACUUCUUGGACUCCAGGAAACCCAAGCAUCUGCCAGAGCGAUGGUCAGUCAACCAUAAUCAUGAAAAUCUGCUCCGAAAAUUUGGGGAUGACUUGCUAGUGGAACUAGCUGGUUAGCUUCUCUCCUGGAAGAUGAAGAAUGAGGGAACUGGGGAGGAAG